CAGCGCGCCGCCGGUCACCUGGGGCUGUCGGGCAGCAGGCUCGCUGUGGGACCCGCGUGCUAGCUCGGGGAGCCGGAGCGGGGCUCGGACUCGAGGUGCGACGAGGGCAGGCACGGAGCGCAGCUGUUCCCGUGUGGGUCUGGCGGAGGAUGCGGGAGAGCACGUGGGUAUCGCUGCUGUUGCUGCUGCUGCUGCCCGCGCCGCAGUGGGGCGGCCCCCAGGACGGCCGCCGGGAGCCGGAGCCGGAGCGGGAGCCUGAGCGCGGUCCGCUGCAACCCUUUGAUCUGCUCUACGCUAGCGGCGUGGCUGCCUACUACAGCGGCGAUUACGAGCGUGCGGUGCGUGACCUGGAAGCUGCGCUGCGCAGCCACCGGCGCCUGCGAGACAUCCGCACGCGCUGUGCCCGCCACUGCGCGGCGCGCCGGCCGCUCGCACCCCCGGGCGCUGGCCCGGGAGCCGAGCUGCCCUUCUUCCGAGCGCUGCUCGAGCGGGCGCGCUGCUCCCGCAGCUGCCAGAGACAGCGCCUGGGCGGCCCCGUGUCCCGGCACCGCGUCAGCGAGGACGUGCGCAGCGACUUCCAGCGCAGAGUGCCCUACAACUACCUGCAGCGGGCCUACAUCAAGCUUAACCAGCUGGAAAAGGCCAUGGAGGCAGCGCACACGUUCUUCAUGGCCAACCCUGAGCACAUGGAAAUGCAGCAGAGCAUAGAGGACUACAGAGCGACAGCGGGGGUGGACGCCUUCCAGCUGGUAGACAGAGAAGCCAGGCGACAUCUGGAGAGCUAUAACGCAGGAGUUAAACACUAUGAGGCCGAUGACUUUGAAGCUGCCAUCAAGUACUUUGAACAAGCUUUAAGAGAAUAUUACAAUGAAGAUAUGGAGUGCCGAGCUCUAUGUGAGGGGCCUCAGAGAUUUGAGGAGUAUGAGUAUUUAGGGUAUAAAGGUGGUCUUUAUGAGGCAAUUGCAGAUCACUACAUGCAGGUGCUGGUCUGUCAGCAUGAGUGUGUGAGGGAACUUGCCACCCGCCCAGGCCGCCUCUCACCAAUUGAGAACUUUCUUCCCUUGCAUUACGACUACCUACAGUUUGCCUACUACAGAGUGGGUGAAUAUGUGAAAGCUUUGGAGUGUUGCAAAGCCUACCUGAUGUUCCAUCCAGAUGACGAGGAUGUCCUGGACAAUGUAGACUACUAUGAGAGCCUGCUAGACAACAGCAUUGACCCAGCAUCCAUUGAGGCCCGAGAGGAUUUGGCAGCAUUUGUCAAACGUCACAACCUUGAAUCUGAACUGAUAAAGUCUGCUGCAGAGGGUCUGGGAUUUUUAUAUUCUGAACCGAACUACUGGAUCAGUUACGGAGGACGGCAGGAUGAGAAUCGGGUCCCUUCAGGAGUGAACGUGGAGGGAGCAGAAGUUCAUGGAUUGUCAAUGGGGAAAAAGUCACCACCCAAGAUAGAUCGAGACCUAAGAGAAGGUGGCCCUCUGCUCUAUGAGAACAUCACCUUCGUGUACAACUCAGAACAGCUGAACGGGACUCAGCGGGUUCUCCUAGAUAACGUCCUGUCGGAAGAGCAGUGUCGGGAGCUGCACAGCGUGGCCAGUGGAAUCAUGUUGGUUGGUGAUGGAUACCGAGGAAAAACGUCACCCCACACACCCAAUGAAAAGUUCGAAGGGGCGACUGUCUUGAAAGCACUCAAAUUUGGUUAUGAAGGCCGGGUACCCCUGAAGAGUGCUCGCCUCUUCUAUGACAUCAGUGAGAAGGCCCGGAAGAUUGUGGAAUCCUAUUUCAUGCUGAACUCAACCCUGUAUUUUUCCUAUACACACAUGGUCUGCAGAACAGCCCUGUCUGGGCAGCAGGAUAGACGAAAUGACCUCAGUCACCCUAUUCAUGCGGACAACUGCCUGUUGGACCCAGAAGCUAAUGAAUGCUGGAAGGAGCCUCCUGCUUACACUUUCCGGGAUUAUAGCGCACUCCUGUACAUGAACGACGACUUUGAAGGCGGAGAGUUCAUCUUCACUGAAAUGGACGCCAAAACUGUGACUGCCUCUAUUAAACCAAAGUGUGGGCGAAUGAUCAGCUUCUCAUCUGGCGGAGAGAACCCUCAUGGGGUGAAGGCGGUCACUAAAGGCCAACGCUGUGCUGUGGCACUGUGGUUCACCCUAGACCCUCUUUACAGAGAAUUGGAGCGGAUACAGGCCGAUGAAGUGAUUGCCAUCUUGGAUCAAGAACAGCGCGGGAAGCAUGGACUGAAUAUUAACCCCAGAGAUGAGCUAUAGAAAAGAGAGUGUUCUAUCGAAUAUUUAUUUAAAUUGUUAAUCUUAUAAGAACCUUUUUAUUUUUGUACAGAGCCAUGGUAUAAAUUAACAGGAUACUAUGAGUCGCUAGAUUCCCCCUUCUGUCCCUGUCUCUGCUCGCUUUGCCCUCCUCGUGCCCUUGGUUUUCUUCAGUUCAUCAUUCAGAGCCCAGGCACAUCCCCAAACACACAUCUCACACACACGCUGCAUGCCACACAGUCACACGGGUAAACAUGCAUCCCAGAGUUACUGCAGAAGCACACAUACACCACUCACACACCACACAAACUCCUAAACAUGCCACAUAUACACACACUAAACACAUACCACCCAGAUAGACAAUCUCUCUCUCUCUCUCUCUCUCUCUCUCUCUCUCUCUCUCUCUCUCUCUCACACACACACACACACACACACACACACACACACACACUACACAUACAUGAUUAAUUUCUUGUGCAUUCAGAAUCUCAACACAACAGAUUGUUUUUCAGCAACCCCACAGUCAGAGUGUACCCCAUGUCUAGUCUCAGUGUGUGAAUUGCUCUUGGGCCUCCAGCUUGCUGCCUUUCCCCAUGGCCUCUCGUGGUGCUUAUGGCUGAGAGUACAUACUCUUCCCAGCAAGCCUGGCUUGAAUCUGAGGAGCCCCUGACACGGUCUGCGUAGCCCCGAGAGUCACAAGCAGCAGCAUCUGUCAGACUUGAGGAAGCCACUAUUGGGAUAAGGACAGUGACACAGGGUCCCCUCACCAGGGUCUUCAUGGACCUUGAGGACUGGUGUUGUACGGGGCAGCAUCUGAGUUGUCCUUAAACAGUCACACAGAGCUUCUAGCAGCACAAGUUCAUCCCAGGGAUGAUGGAAGAGCAUCUUUAAUCCCCCUGCAUCAGGCGCAAUUGCUCAGCUGCUGGCAAGGGGCUGCCGCUGGUGAAAAAGUAGAAUCCCUUUCGCAGGUUGCUCCUUGUCUGCCUCUGCUAGGCAGCCUCUUCCCAGGGCUGCUGCCAGCUGACAGAGGCAUGUUGUGUCUGAGUUGUUUAAUAAAAGGAGCCUUGUUGCAGCGUU
This is a messenger RNA of Chionomys nivalis (European snow vole), 3344 nucleotides long. RefSeq names its product prolyl 3-hydroxylase 2 (gene P3h2). Gene Ontology annotation, biological process: collagen metabolic process. NCBI's taxonomy places the organism in Eukaryota, Metazoa, Chordata, Mammalia, Rodentia, Cricetidae. Gene Ontology annotation, cellular component: endoplasmic reticulum. Gene Ontology annotation, molecular function: procollagen-proline 3-dioxygenase activity; protein binding; L-ascorbic acid binding. Bases 150 to 2270 code for a protein of 706 amino acids. The record is from RefSeq and is a predicted model, not a curated record. The transcript is spliced from 15 exons.